UCCAGGGCGGAUACAACUACUAAAGCCUACGUUCGCGUUAUUAGAACGUUCUUGGAGUGGUCUAAAGGUAGACAUUUCAACAUGCAGUUACCUUUUCCCCUUAGUGUCGUUUCCCUAUAUUUAUUUGAAGUUCAGCAGUCUUGCACCUCUAGUUCCUCAGUAAUUUUAGCCCAUGCUGCCCUUAAAUGGUUACAUUCUUUUGUCCCUAGUUUGGAUCGUAAUCCUUUGGAUAGUGAAUUUUGCAGGAAUAUUAUCGAAUCUGCUAAACGCCAGAAAUCACAGCCAGUAAUGAAGAAGAAGCCUAUUACCACAGAAAUCAUAAGGAGUAUUUUAGAUAUUCAUAACAAGGAAGAUGCUAAUUUGAAGAAUCUUCGUAUCGCUGCGUUAUGCUCUUUAGCUUUUGCAGGAUUUUUUCGUUACGACGAAUUAUGCAAUAUUGUUCCUAAGCAUAUCGAAUUUCACAGCGAUUAUAUAAGAAUCUUUGUACCUCGUAGUAAGACAGAUGUUUAUAGGGAAGGGAAUUUCGUCUUUAUUAGUGCAUCCAGGUCUAAGUACUGUCCUGUUGGUGUUUUACAACGGUAUUUAGAUUUAUCUGGUAUUGACUUAUGUAGUUCUCUCCCUUUAUUUAGACCGCUUGUUUUUCACCGUAGUAGUUCUAGCUAUACUCUGAGAAGUGGAAAGAUUUCUUAUACUACUUGUAGAGAUAUCUUAAGGGAUACCUUAAGU
Messenger RNA from Porites lobata, 726 nucleotides. Lineage: Eukaryota; Metazoa; Cnidaria; Anthozoa; Scleractinia; Poritidae. The record is from the annotation of a GenBank genome assembly.